Pogoniulus pusillus (Red-fronted tinkerbird) is the source of this 2601-nucleotide messenger RNA. It is a transcript of the gene CALCOCO2, whose product is annotated as calcium binding and coiled-coil domain 2. Bases 245 to 1576 code for a protein of 443 amino acids. The transcript has 12 exons. Gene Ontology annotation, biological process: positive regulation of autophagosome maturation; xenophagy. Gene Ontology annotation, cellular component: PML body; autophagosome. The record is from RefSeq and is a predicted model, not a curated record. Lineage: Eukaryota; Metazoa; Chordata; Aves; Piciformes; Lybiidae.
GCGGAAGGAGCCCCGGCACGGCAAGGCGGCACCGAGCUGAGGGGCACUGGCACCGAGCUGCGGGGCCCAGCGGCGCGGGCAGGGCCGCCCAGGGGGCGGUUUCCCGGGCGGGGCGACACGCAGAGGCUGCUGCCUUUUCCCGGUUCUCCGCCUUCGCCUCGCAGCCGCGGAGCGUGCCAGCCGUGCCUCUCGGCGAGUGCCCGCCGUGCCUCUCGGCGAGUGCCCGCCGUGCCUCUCGACUUCCAUGAUGGAUGAGACCUCCGAUGAGCCUCCCACUUCUGCUGUCUUCUUAGACAACUGCCACUUCUCCCAGGUCAUCUUUAACAAUGUGGAGAAGUUUUAUGUCCCUGGAGGAGAUGUCACCUGUCAUUAUACCCUCACCCAGAACAUCAUUCCUCGUGGGAAGGACUGGGUGGGCAUCUUCCGGGUGGGGUGGAAAACAACUCGGGAAUAUUACACCUUCAUGUGGGCUCCUGUGCCCAGCGACACCCACGGGGACAGCAGUGUGCAGCAACAGAUCCAGUUCAAAGCUUACUACCUACCAAAAGAUGAUGAGUACUACCAGUUCUGCUAUGUGGACCAGGAUGGGGUGGUCAGAGGAGCCAGUGUCCCCUUCCAGUUCAGAGCAGAGACUGAGGAUGAUAUCCUGGUGGUCACCACACAGGGAGAAGUGGAAGAGCUUGAACUACAAAACAAAACUUUGUGUCAAGAAAAUGAAGAGCUGAAAGCAAGUUGUGCAAGGCUCCAGAAACAAAACCUUGGGCUGCAGGAAGAGCUCCAGAAGACACAGGAGCUGCAGAACAGCUUAGAGUCUCUGAGGAGCAAGACAGAGACAUUGGAGCUGGAGCUGAAUUCCCUGAGAAAGGAAAACAAACAUCUAAAGGAGCUGGAUGACUGCAGAGAGGCAGAACUGAGCCAACUCAAAGAGCAAGUUCAGAAUGUGACCUCUGAGAAGGAACACCUGGAAGCCAGAUUGAAGACAACCAUGGAUCAGCUGCAGUCUCUAGUGUUGAAUUAUGAGAAGGAAGUAGAAAAGCUAUCUCAGAUGGUUCAUGACAAGACAGAGCAGCUUGAACGUUUAAAGGAAGAGAAUCAGCAGUUGUGUGUGGCUGGAACUCACCAGCAACAGAACCAGGACUUAAUGCAAGAACUUGAGGAGCAGAAACGUUUGUUUCAGAUUCUGCAGGCCAAAAAGAAUGAGACUGAUGAAGAAAAUCAGAAACUGAAAGAAGAGAAUGAUGAACUCCUGAGGCAUCUCACCCAGGCUGAAGAGGUUUCUUCCUUCCCUGGUGUUUCUCAAGCUCCAAUUCCAGUUCCUGAAGCUGGAGGCCUUCUGUUUGGGAACCCAUAUUGUGCUGCAGGAGCAAACCUGAGGGCAGGAGCUGGAGACGAGGCUUCCCUAAGGAAAUGCCCCAUCUGCAAUGAUGUAUUUCCUGAAGAGAUUGAAACCACUCAGUACGAGGCUCAUGUGCAGAACCAUCUCCUGGAGUGCCCCCUCUGCCAAGAGAGCUUUGAGAACUCUGACAAGCAGGUUUUUGAUGACCACAUUCUUUGUCAUCGGCUGGAAGAAGCCUGAAUUUGCAUCUGCUCUGUAGAAUAAAGAGCAGAGGCUGCAGUAUAGAAUAGAGCAGAAUCACUCCAUGAGCUUUGUUCAUGCUAACACCACCCAGACAGGACUGUCCAUGCCUCUAGAACUGUAACUCUGAGCUUCUGUUUCAUGCAGCAUUUGACCAACACACAUCAAUCAGGUCAGGCAUCCACAUCUUGAAACUGAAUCACUGUCACUGAACUUAAAUCCUCUGUCUUGGAUCAGGAUAUUUGCUUGUGAAACCAGUCCCAAACCCUGUCAGUAGUGAUGUAGUUGAAGAUGGUAGCAGUUCUUUAGAGCAGGAUUGGCCAUGUCACUGCUGUGUUCUUUCAGGGAGGGAUCCAAGAUGGGCUCAGCAGUUUUCUGAUCUCUAGUUAAUGGGUUUGUUCUUUAAUAUAGCACUGUGAUUGCUAACCAAAGAUUAGAAAGAGCACAGCAGCCCUUGGGAUCACACCUUCAGACCUGCCCUCAGCUUCUGGAAAGCAGCAUUAGUUAUUAGAAAGUUAAAAAGUCUUCAGUAAAAAUCCAUCUCUUCUUUCACAGCCAUGAUAAAGCGAAGAGAAAGAGGCCCACUGAGGCUGGCUUUGCAGAUGGGAAGGUCUCAGGCUUGUCCCUCCAGUGGAGCAGGCAGGAGGGCUCAUUCCAUGCUGAGGCACAUGCCCUGUCUUCUCCAUCCAUCUCAGGAGAAGGAGGAAAAUGGAAAACUUCUGGAAGAGGAAAGGUUGGUGUGGAGCCUGUAGAGAAGCAGGAGCUGAGUGGCCUUGGCACCACGGAGGAGAAAUAACCUCUUGGAGUGUCCUCACUGAAAGGCAACUCUGAUUAUAGCUCUUUGAAGUGUCUAAACCUUGAUGCAGCAAGAGCCUGUUCUCAACCCAGAACACUGUGAUUGAAAACUUAAGUGCCUUGGGCUAUUAGCAAUGCUUUGUCCACUUCACUGUUUUUACUUCUGCUUCAGGGUUUUGAAUUUAUCAACAGCUUUUUUCCCCCUUCAGAUCCCAACUGGGAAAGGUUUC